Messenger RNA from Talaromyces marneffei, 975 nucleotides. RefSeq lists its product as uncharacterized. The record is from RefSeq and is a predicted model, not a curated record. NCBI's taxonomy places the organism in Eukaryota, Fungi, Ascomycota, Eurotiomycetes, Eurotiales, Trichocomaceae. The transcript is spliced from 3 exons. Bases 1 to 975 code for a protein of 324 amino acids.
AUGGCAGCUCCCAAGAAGACAAUCCGAGUAGGCUACGUGCCAGAACAUUACCUUGCACCCCUCCACCUGGCAAUUCGUGACCCUUCCUACGCCGAUCUCCCCUUUGAGCUGGAACUCAUCUCCUUCCCCUCCGGAACGGGGCAUAUGAUCACGUCCCUGCGCUCCAAUGAAAUUGAUAUCGGUAUCGGCCUCACAGAAGGCUGGAUCGCGGGGUUGACGGGCAAACAGCAAUUGGAAGCCAGCAAGGCUGCUGGUGAUGAUGGCGGGUACAGAAUUGUAGGACAGUGGGUUGAGACACCUCUACGAUGGGCGAUUGUUACUGGCAGGAACAGAGAGGACCUCAAUGGGGUCAGCGAUUUGAAGGAUUCGCGUGUUGGCGUGAGCAGACUAGGCAGUGGAUCACAUAUAAUGUCAUUCGUCCUCUCCCAACAACAAGGCUGGGCCGUUGAAAGCCUCAAGCCCGUCAUCCUCGGCCCCUUCGCCGAUCUCAGAGAAGGCGUGUCAUCAACCGGCGCAUCCCAAAAGGCCGAAUUCUUCAUGUGGGAACAAUUCACUACAAAGCCAUACUUUGACCCCGUCGUACCAUCGACGACGCCGCCACCACUUAAAAAAAUUGGGGAGAUAUAUACGCCCUGGCCUUCAUGGCUUAUUGUGGCUUCUACAAAGACGUUUCCGACGCCGGAGAGUGAUGUGGAUCUACAGGCAUUGUUUGGUUUGCUUGAUAAGGGUAUUGCUGCUUUUGAGAGCAAUACUGAGGACGUUAUUAAGUUGCUCGGCACGGGAGACUUUAAAUGCACAUACGCCGAAGAGGAUGCAAGGGAGUGGUUGAAAGCGACGAGAUUUGUCAAGACGACUAAAGGAUUGAAUAGCGAGAUUGUGCAGAAAACGGUUGAUGUGUUGAAGGUUGCGGGGGUUAUUGAUCCAGAACUGCCUUUUAGCUAUGCUGUGCAGAGAGUGACUGGUAUCUCCAGAUAG